Messenger RNA from Cryptosporidium ubiquitum, 1227 nucleotides. RefSeq names its product methionine aminopeptidase. Gene Ontology annotation, molecular function: metalloaminopeptidase activity. The record is from RefSeq and is a predicted model, not a curated record. Bases 1 to 1227 code for a protein of 408 amino acids. The transcript has a single exon. NCBI's taxonomy places the organism in Eukaryota, Apicomplexa, Conoidasida, Eucoccidiorida, Cryptosporidiidae. Gene Ontology annotation, biological process: proteolysis.
AUGGCAGACGGUAUAGACGAUUUAAAUGAUACUAAGACCAUUUCAUGUGAAGGCUGUGGCUCCAAAAUACAAUCAAAACUAUCAUGUCCUCAAUGCAAAAAGUUAGGACUAAAAACAUCUUAUUUUUGUUCCCAAGCCUGUUUUAAAGAAAACUGGGCCAUUCAUAAACUAAAACAUCAAUUAGGAGGAAGUGGUAAAGAGCUGACCAAAGUUUCGUCUGAUUUGGUUAAAAAUAACGUAAUACUUGAUGAUCCUAGAACGUGGGUCAAUUGUCCACAUAUUUCGAAAUUUAUGGGCUUUAAUGGCUUUACAGGCCCAUUAAGACCUUACCCAAUAAGCAGCAGACGAAAAGUUCCAGACCAUAUUUUGAAGCCAGAUUAUGCAGAUGACAAAGAAGGUAGGCCAUUUUCCGAAUUGAAAAGAAAAAAGAGUUCAAGUAUUAUUGCAGCAACUCCUGAAGAAAUUGAACUUCUAAGGGAGUGUUGCAAAAUUGGAAGAGAAGCUCUUGAUAUUGCCGCUUCCAUGAUAAAGCCUGGAGUAACAACUGAAGCUAUUGAUGAGGCUGUACAUAAUUUUAUAAUUUCUAGAAAUGCCUAUCCUUCUCCACUGAAUUACUGGGAGUUCCCAAAAUCAUGCUGUACUUCUGUUAAUGAGGUGAUAUGCCAUGGGAUACCUGAUUUCAGACCAUUAGAAGAAGGAGAUAUUGUAAACGUUGAUAUUUCUGUAUAUUAUAAAGGAGUACAUGGAGAUCUAAAUGAAACCUUUCCGGUCGGGAAAGUUGACAAAAAAUCAAUGAAAUUAAUGAAAAUUGCAUAUCAAUGCUUGGAAGAAAGCAUCAAGAUUUGCAAGCCUGGGACUAUGUACAGAGAAAUAGGCAAUUUAAUUCAGUCAAUUUGUGACAAGCAUGGCUUUUCCGUCGUCAAAACUUAUUGUGGGCAUGGGGUUGGAACUCUAUUUCAUUGUGCUCCUAAUGUUCCUCAUUAUAAAAAUAAUAAGGCUGUUGGAACAAUGAAACCUGGCCAUGUAUUUACUAUUGAACCCAUGAUUAAUGCAGGUAGAUUUGAAGAUAUAACUUGGCCAGAUGACUGGACAUCAACAACAUUAGAUGGAGAAAGAUCUGCUCAAUUUGAGCAUACAUUGUUAGUUACUGAAACUGGAGUUGAAGUUCUAACUAAAAGAACGGAGAGUUCUCCCAAACUUGAAAUCUUAUCUGAAAUAGAAUAUUAA